AUGCUCAGUUCGAUUGAGAAGGAGGCUUGUGUCAAACUCGUCGAGAGCUGCUUUAGCUUUCACAACAGAAACGGAAGAUUGAUUAGUACUCCCUUCGAGGAAUUACCCCACAAAGCGCACACCGUCUAUUACGAAAAAGUUAGCCAGCCCAAGAGCUUUAGGUCUGUCCUGAAUCAAUUGAAUCAAGAUCAUUAUGAUAAUCUCAAAGAUAUAUACACUGACCUCAAGCAGGUGUUUUCCAACAUGUCUUACAUCGUCCCUAAAUCCGGCCGCGAUUGGCAAGAUGCUAUACGAAUGGAUCAAUAUGUUGAUGAGGCCUGGGAACAGAAAGCAGUGGAAAAACUUCUCCCCUCUCUCGAGGUUUUAUUCCCUGACUCAUCGCACCCACGAUUAGAGCCUACCAACCGCAGGUCCAAUGCGAAUGAGGUCUCGGACUCCCAGCCCACAAGUAAAUCAUCAAUCAAGCCAAUUUCAACCGCUUCGGCUCCUCUCAAGCGAAGCCGGUCACAGUCAAUCGCUUCCUCUGCCUCAGCUGACACAGCGCGGACACCAAUUGCGAGCUCACAUGUUUCAACUACAGCCACAAGAAAUCAAAAUAAACGUAGCAGAAAAAGCUUACCCACUCCUGUCAACAACACGCCUGAUGAUGACAGUCCAAUCACCGCCAAAGAUCGUGUCCCGGAUUCGGAGUCUGGAUGGAUGAGAGAUGGCAACUCGACAAACCUGAACUCACAAGCCCUUGCGACUUUUAUCAUCACUCGACUCAAAAACGAGCGCCUUCCAGCCGAUAGUUUCUCGUCACAUUCUGUACCCCAUCAAGGUGCUUUAUCCGAUACGACUAUUGCCCAAGACUCACCUGCACUCGAGUUGGAUGUGAUUGAAGCCCAGCUGCAGAAAAACCAGUAUACGUCGAUGGAAGCCUUCGACCGAGAUCUUCAUCAAGCUUUUGUCGAUGCCGAGAGAGCUUAUCUCAAGACUCCUGAGCGCCUGGCUGGUUUGUAUGUCUUGAAACGUCUCUACCAAGAGUUGACUCAAGGAGAUGGCACGCAGACUCUCAGAGACUCGAUCCCCGUUGGAACUGCGAAAAAGCUAGCAAGCGUGACCAUGGGCCCGGGUAACCGACUGCACUUACCUCGCAACGACGAACCAGUAAAACUGAAAGCUAAGGACAAAGUCUUACUCGAAGGGAUUCAUCACAAGGGGGAUUAUAUAAGGAUUGGCGAUUGGGUUCAUAUCUUCAACCCUGACGACCCUUCACGGCCGAUCAUUGGUCAAAUCUUUAAUACUUACCGACGCGUCGAUACCGGUCGCCGGACGGUAAAUGUUUGUUGGUAUUACAGGCCCGAGGAGACUGUCCACUACAUCUCGCGAACUUUCCUCGCAAAUGAGGUCUUCAAGACUGGGAACUUCAUCGAUCAUGCGGUGGAGGAUAUCUUGGGAAGGUGCCUGGUGCUGUUUUACACAAAAUACGUGCGAGGUCGACCAUCCGCCCCCCUUUGGACACCCGAGAUGCCGACUUACAUUUGUGAGCAUAGAUACAAGGAUGAUCAAUACAGUUUCAAGAAGAUCAAAAAUUGGGAUUCCUGUGUGCCAUCGAACAUCCGAAACGAGGGCACCGAAGAAAACUUCCAAUCGUACCCUACCAUCCAGCAAGUUGCGACACUAGUAAGGUUACCAUCGCCCUUUCUGAGUGCUCCAAGUGAUCGAUCGAAGGGAAGUGGGGAACCGAUCAUCGCCACCCCUCAAGAGGUUACAAAAGAACUACCCAAAGACCAAACGAAAUGUCACGAUUUGAAUCUGUCGCUCUUGCAGAUCGAGAAGAUAUUAGGUCGCUUGCCGACCAAUCCUCCUCGUCGACCACAUGGGGUUGAGCCUGGCGAAGACAGUGCCCAAUCUACCCGCUCCCCUAGCAUCCUAACCAAACCUCUCAGUCUUCCCCAUUUCCAACCAUCCUCGUCUUCGGUCACCCCUUCCAUUUCAACGGCUGUUUCGCCCAACCUCUCAUUUCCUGCUCCGACAGGCAAGUCCUUCGACUUGACCUCCCUUGAAUUAUGCCACUUGGUUGGCCAUUCUAAGAGCGGCCCACUCAAGCGCCCCCCUUGCCUGUUGGAUCUCGUCGCCGGUCAAGAUUGUUUUGAAAAACUCCCAGAGAAAUUGUUUGGUGAGGAACCCUUGUCCGUUUAA
This is a messenger RNA of Puccinia triticina, 2184 nucleotides long. RefSeq lists its product as uncharacterized. The transcript has 9 exons. Gene Ontology annotation, cellular component: RSC-type complex. The coding region runs from base 1 to 2184 and encodes 727 amino acids. The record is from RefSeq and is a predicted model, not a curated record. NCBI's taxonomy places the organism in Eukaryota, Fungi, Basidiomycota, Pucciniomycetes, Pucciniales, Pucciniaceae. Gene Ontology annotation, molecular function: chromatin binding; protein binding. Gene Ontology annotation, biological process: chromatin remodeling.